AUGAAGAACGUCCUUUCUGUUCAGUCUCACGUUGUCCACGGUUACGUGGGUGGUAGAGCUGCAACUUUCCCCCUACAGUUCCUUGGUUGGGACGUUGAUAACAUCAAUACCGUCAAUUUCUCCAACCAUACGGGAUAUGGGUUCGUUAGAGGCUCUGCCGUUACCGCCAGCGACAUGUCUGCAUUGUUUCAUGGUCUUGUGGACGUUAAGUGUCAGUAUGAUGCGAUAAUCUCGGGCUAUAUUCCUUCAGCGGAACUUAUCGAUAUCUUGUCCGGAAAUGUCGUUCUGCUCAAGACUAACAACUCAUCAUCGAUCUAUGUCUGUGACCCUGUCAUGGGUGACCAAGGCCAUCUCUAUGUGGACGAUGCUUGCGUUGAAGCUUACAGGAAACUUCUCAGCAUGGGUUAUGUGGACAUUAUUACUCCAAACCAGUUUGAGUUGGAGCUUCUUAGCGGCUUCAAGAUCACUAACGAAAAAGAGCUCAGAGAAGCUACAGAACAUCUUCAUAAGACUUGUAACAUCAAGCACAUUGUCAUUACUAGUUUGGGAAGUGAAUUUUCCUUCAGCAACAAGAACGAUCCUGAUUCCAUCUACUGUGCUGUGUCGUCCAAAGAUGCGCUCAACAUGACAUACUAUAAGAUUCCGGUAAUCAAAUCCUACUUCACAGGCGUUGGCGAUCUUUUCACAGCACUUCUUCUUGACAAGUUCUACAACAAUCCUGAGAACAUCGGUCUUGCUGUGAACCAGGUACUCACAAUCAUGGCCGAUGUGCUUAAGCUCACUCAUAAGUUGGGCCUUGAGGAAUUUUGCAAAUACAAGAAAAUCGCCAUUCCCGAGGAGGGCGAUAUUUUAGAAGGCAAAAUGAACGAUGCAGAUUCAAUGAGAUUUUUCGAACUUCGAAUCAUCCAAGCAAGAGACUACUAUAGCUAUACCGGUGAUGGUGUCUUCCAUCAAGUAUCCAAGUAA
This is a messenger RNA of Candidozyma haemuli, 966 nucleotides long. RefSeq names its product putative pyridoxal kinase (gene BUD16). Gene Ontology annotation, biological process: pyridoxal 5'-phosphate salvage. The transcript has a single exon. NCBI's taxonomy places the organism in Eukaryota, Fungi, Ascomycota, Pichiomycetes, Serinales, Metschnikowiaceae. Bases 1 to 966 code for a protein of 321 amino acids. Gene Ontology annotation, molecular function: pyridoxal kinase activity. The record is from RefSeq and is a predicted model, not a curated record. Gene Ontology annotation, cellular component: cytosol.